Messenger RNA from Acanthoscelides obtectus, 789 nucleotides. Lineage: Eukaryota; Metazoa; Arthropoda; Insecta; Coleoptera; Chrysomelidae. The record is from the annotation of a GenBank genome assembly.
AUUCAAUGUUGUGUUAUUUGUUAUUUCAAUAAAAGAGUUUGGUGCCAAAUCCAGUCAGCUCGAUUCUUUAUUACUUGUCAACUUAUUAGUCAGUCAGCCCGUCAUUCUGUCAAAAAUAUCAAUGCGUCAGGCACGCCGAAUCCCCGUUUUCUUUUCAUGAAAAAACAGCAGCCAUGAAGGCGAAAGGAGAGCUUAAAGAAUAUGAAGUCAUCGGCCGCAAGUUGCCUUCUGACAAAGAAACAAACCCUCCGCUGUACAAAAUGCGAAUCUUCGCCCCAGAUCCGAUCGUAGCUAAGUCGCGGUUCUGGUACUUUUUGCGGCAAUUGAAGAAGUUCAAGAAGUCCACUGGCGAGAUUGUCUCCUUGAAGCCAAUACCAGAAAAAUCCCCAAUGAAAAUCAAGAACUUUGGUAUAUGGCUGAGGUACGAUUCUCGAUCUGGCACACACAACAUGUACAGAGAGUAUAGGGAUCUCAGUGUGUCUGGAGCUGUCACUAGAUGUUAUAGAGACAUGGGGGCCCGUCAUCGUGCUAGGGCUCAUUCUAUUCAGGUAAUCAAAGUGGAACAGGUGAAAGCAGCAGAUACCAGGAGGCCACAAGUGAAGCAGUUCCAUGAUUCCAAGAUACGUUUCCCAUUGCCAAAACGUAUUCAACACAAGAGCAUGAACCGCUUCUCUGUGCGCAAGCCAAGGACAUACUUCUUGUAAUUUGAAUAAAUGGACACAAUUCAUAUAAAUAAAAGUAUUUAUAGUUAAGGUUAUAUUUAUUUCAAUGUAGCUUCUGAAACAUCCU